CUGCAGUCUGGUGCUGGGCAGCAGACAGAGCUGGUACAGGUGGUUACAGAUAACAGUCAGGUGACGGUAAUGGACUCAGAUGGUGAGGUUGACUCUGACAGUGUGUCUGUAGCAGACAGUGUCUCUCAGAAUACAGACUUGUAUUCUCUUAAAGAGGUUAACUAUUUCCUAGAUGAUUCUUUUGGCAGGUCAGUGGAAAUAAGGGAAUAUUUCCUUGCUAUUAAAAAGUUUAUUCAGUAUGCACUCCGCCAUGGCUCUAAUCUCAGUGCUGGAGUUUUAUCCAGAACAGAGAUCGUAGCAGGCAGAGUUCUGAUGGUGAAGGCAGAAAUAGAAAGUUUUACCUUUACUUUUAUUAAUAUGUAUGCACCCAAAUCAUGGUCCUGAACGUUUGUCUGUGUUUAAGUUAUUAAAAGACAGCUUAGAUAGCUGGAACUGUUGCACUGAUGUCAUUUUAGACAGGACAGGAGCUCCAUCCUCAGUCGUUUUCUUUUCUGUCUCAGCUGUGAAAAUAUCAGAUGGUAGGGUUAGUGCAGCCAGGUUAGACAGACUUUACCUGUCUGCUUCUUUUAUAACUCGCGCAGCUAACUGUCAAAUCCUCCCUGUUGGUUUUACAAACCAUCAUUUGAUUUUAGUAGAUUUGGUUUUAUCUCCUUCUGGGAAACCUAGGUCCUUCUGGCAAUUUAACGUUAAACUUUUACAUGACUUUAAUUUCUGUGAAAACUUUCAACUGUUUUGGGCUAAUUGGAGAUCCAAGAAAGAGUUUUUUUCCCUCCUUGAGUCAGUGGUGGGAGGUUGGAAAGGGUCAAAUUAGGGUGUUCUGUCAACAGUAAACGUCCUACUCUACUGCAAAUAUUAGAGGGGCUAUGGAGCAGUUAGAGUCAGUAAUCAGAGAGCUAGAGAGUAUGUCUGCUGAAAACACUGAACAGUUACACCUCAGAAGGCAGCAGCUGAACUCGUUUCUUCAAGAGAAAGCUGAAGGAGCUCUGGUCCGAGCACGCUUCACCACUAUAAGAGACAUGGAUGCACCAACCUCCUUCUUCUUCAGCCUGGAGAGGUCUGUGGCCCAAAGGAAGCAGAUGGUGUGCCUCCGCCUGCCUGAUGGGAAUUUGACCUCUGACCCCGCUGAGAUGAGGAGCCAUGCAGUGUCUUCGUACUCAGACCUGUUCAAGGCAGAAGAUUGUGAAGUGGAUGCUGCUGAUGAACUUCUUCAAGGUCUUCCACAGCUGAGUCCAGGAGAACGUGACACCCUGAGCUCUGACAUCUCUUUAGAGGAGCUGACCUCUGCAGUGACACAAAUGGCCUCAGGAAAGGCUCCAGGCAUGGACGGCCUACCUGCAGACUUUUUAAAACAUUUUUGGAGUUUUCUUGGACAUGACCUGCUGGACGUUUUUAAGGAGUCUUUUGAGAAAGGAACUCUUCCAGUCUCCUGUAGGCGUGCUGUGAUCUCCCUGUUACCCAAGAAGGGGGAUCUGACCCUGUUAAAGAACUGGAGACCUGUAGCUCUUUUGUGUACAGACUACAAGAUUUUGUCGAAGGAUUAUUUAUUGGUACUGAUCAGUCGUAUUGUGUCCCUGAUAGAUCAAUACAGGACAAUUUGUUUUUAAUGAGAGACAUUUUUGAAGUUUGCAAACUUUACAACAUUAAUGUGGGUAUCGUUUCUAUUGACGUUAACGUAAUAUUUAAAAUCAUUAAAAGCAGUUCUGAAAAGGUGGGUUUUGAUCAGUGAUUUGAAGUUGGAUGAAUCAGUACAGUCUCUGAUUUGUUUGGGGAGAGAGUUCCAGAGGGAGGGGGUAGCAAUGGAGAAGGCUCUGUCGCCCCAGGUACGAUGCUUGGUCCUCAGUGGUGGAGACAGGAGGUUGGCAUCAGAGGAGCGGAGGCUUUGGGAAGGAGUGUGGCGAUGGAGCAGGUCUGCAAGGUAAGAGGGGGCCUGGUUGUCGAGGGCUUUGUGAGUGAGGAGGAGGACUUUAAAUUGGAUUUGUUGCUGGACAGGGAGCCAGUGGAGGUUCUGUUGGACAGGGGUGAUGUGGUCACGGGAGCGGGUAUGGGUGAGCAGGCGAGCAGCAGAGUUCUGGAUGUAUUGCAGUUUAUUAAGGACUUUAGGAGAUGUACCAUAUAAGAUGCUGUUGCAAUAGACAAUUCUCGAUGUGAUGAAAGUGUGGAUUAGGGUCUCGGCAGCAGAAGGGGAGAGUAAGGGGCGGAAGGCCUGCAGUGUUUUUCAGGUGGAAGAAAGCAGUUCUGGUGAUUUUUUUAAAUCUAAAUUCAGAUAAUGUGAAAAAAAACUUUCUUGAUUUUAAUCCUCUCCUGUGCAUGCAACGUUAUUUAUACUCAAAUACCUUAAGAGGCCCAAAGUUGAUCUAGCAGAAAAAAGUAGCAAAAGUAAAAAAAAAGAGAAGAAAGUAUGAGUAAAACAGAACCAAGUUAGAACCGAGUAAUCAAAUAUGUGUUAUUUAAUAAGAGAUAAUAUAAUGUAAAACUGUGCUAAUGAUGUAGCUGAUUAAUGAAUGAAAACAGUGUUGAGUGUUGAAACUCCUCCUCCUCCACUUCUCCUCUCCUCAGUGUCUUUAUAAGCUUCAGUCUCUCUUCUCCUCACACUCCAACCCUGCUCACCUCUCAGCUGGACAGUAAGGGACGUUUACACCACACACUGACAACAUGCUGGGGACCCUCUGCACUCUCAUCACUGCUCUAACAUAUGUUGAUGCAGUGAUAGUGCUGACCCAGACGCCUGCUGUCCACACAGUUUCUACAGGACAAGAGGUUGUUCUCAACUGCAACAUUGAGAGAUAUGAUGGAAAUUAUGUCCGUUGGUAUAAACAGGUUCCUGGUGGAACUCCUCAGUAUGUUUUGAGAUUUCGUGCAGGGGGCUCACUUUCCUUUGGAACAGGAUUCUCCUCAGACCGAUUCAACUCCAAAUAUUCAUCAAACAUAGAUUACCAGUUUAUCAUUAAGCGGGCAGAGACAGGAGACUCUGCUGUCUAUUACUGUCAGACAUGGGACGACUCUGAUGAUGCAGCUGUAUUCGGACCAGGCACCAAGCUGAUUGUGACAAGCUCCAGCUUCCCUCCUCCUGUCCUGACAGUCUUCCCUCCGUCCAGCGCUGAGCUCCAGUCCAACACAGCCACUCUGGUCUGUCUGUCCAGUCAGUCUGUGCCUUUUGCAGAUGUGAGCUGGUUGUCUGGUGGGAGUCCAGUGAGCAGUGGGAUCUCUACCAGCACCGCUGUUCAGAAACCAGACCAGACUUUUCAAAUCAGCAGCUAUCUGGCCAUCCAGACAUCAGACUGGAACAUGGAUAAGGUUUACACAUGUAAAGUGUCUUUGGGCUCCCAGACUUCAGAGAAAAACAUCAAGAAGUCAGACUGUCCCACUGAAGAAUAGCGGAGGAGCAGAAUGACCAUUUCUAAUCUGCUUCUUUACUGUUUGUGCUGUUUGCUCAUUACAAGGUUUACAUGUUAGAAAAGAUGUGUCUGCAUGCUUGUAAUAAAUGUUGUGACAGUUAGGUGGAGGUGUUGUAUCAGCUUUGCAACUGCUGCAUUUCGAAAGACUCAUUCAAUAAAAAAGACAUUGUGAUCAAAAAA
Molecule: messenger RNA, 3575 nt
Organism: Dicentrarchus labrax (European seabass)
Lineage: Eukaryota; Metazoa; Chordata; Actinopteri; Moronidae
Product: immunoglobulin lambda-1 light chain-like
Exons: 5
Coding region: 2653-3375 (240 amino acids)
Source: RefSeq, a predicted model, not a curated record